Molecule: messenger RNA, 798 nt
Organism: Rhagoletis zephyria (snowberry fruit fly)
Lineage: Eukaryota; Metazoa; Arthropoda; Insecta; Diptera; Tephritidae
Source: RefSeq, a predicted model, not a curated record
AUGGUUUCGACGGCAAUAGCUGAAGUGCUGGCCGGGUCCGGAAGCGAGGGCCCGGGUCUCUGGAAGCAGCUAAAUGAAAACACUUUCUUACACGGAUUCGUUGCCUCCUUAUCAGUGAUCAUCGUUUCAGAGCUGGGCGACAAGACCUUCUUCAUUGCCGCCAUUAUGGCAAUGAGACAUUCCCGGUACACGGUUUUUCUUGCCGCCAUGUCUGCAAUAUUUAUCAUGAACACUCUGGCUGUGAUACUUGGCCUUGCCACCACAAUAGUUCCGCGGUUCAUCACCCACUACGGCUCUAUCAUUCUUUUUGCCGCAUUCGGCGCAAAGAUGCUCCACGAGGGCUACCACAUGUCCGACGAUGAAGGCAAAGAGGAGAUGGAGGAGGUACAAAAGUCCAUCAGCAAAAAGGAGCAAAGUGGUGAUUACGAGAACACCGCUCUCUCCGCCGAAGACCCUGAAACGGGCAUCAUCAGAACGGCGGUCAAGCAACCCACGUCGACUCGAAUCAGGCGAAAGCUGAUGGCAUACGUGUCUCUGGUCUUCAUUGAAACCUUCACAAUGACCUUUCUGGCGGAGUGGGGCGAUCGAUCUCAAAUCAGCACCAUCAUCCUCGCCGCCAGGGAGGACGUGUUUGGCGUUGCCGUUGGUGCUCUGGUCGGACACUUUUGCUGCACUGCAGCCGCAGUCCUGGGCGGCCGCCUUGUUGCCCAGAUGAUUUCAGUGCGGACAGUCACCCUGAUCGGCGGUGUGGUUUUCAUCUUCUUCUCCCUCUUUGCCUUCUUCCACAACAGCGAGUAA